Molecule: messenger RNA, 3090 nt
Organism: Letharia columbiana
Lineage: Eukaryota; Fungi; Ascomycota; Lecanoromycetes; Lecanorales; Parmeliaceae
Exons: 4
Coding region: 1-3090 (1029 amino acids)
Biological process (GO): mitotic chromosome condensation
Cellular component (GO): condensin complex; condensed chromosome
Source: RefSeq, a predicted model, not a curated record
AUGCCUGGUAGAGUGUCCGCUCGAGCGCCUACUGUGUCGCGAAUCUCCCACAAGGCAUCCGCCCAAACAUUGGCCUCGCGCAAAUCCACCACUUCUCCCUCAAUAGUCAUCCCAAAGGAAGGACCUACUUCUACCCUGCGCGCACAAGUCUGCAAUGUGUUCAGUGACGCGCAAAAAUCUGCAGCUGGGCACCGAAAACUGGUCGUAGGGUUGAGGAAGAUUCAAGAGGCUUGCUGCUAUGAGCCCACGCGGCCCGGUAAGCCUGGUCGACAAGAAUUCAAUGAGGACGAGUUCAACGUGGAGAUUGCACGAUGUGUGAUUCGUCUGAUGGGCGUGAAGAGAAGUGAAGCCGUAGGGGACCGGAUCGUCCGCUUCUUGGGGUUUUUCUUGCGCCAUGCAAGUGAGAAAGAUGCUGCAUUGAUCACCGAAUCCGAGAUCAACGAAACGUAUUCAUUCCCCGAGACUGCGAGCACUCGAUUGACCUCUCAUAUCUUAUCCAUCUUGCUGCAAUUCCUUGCUUCGAAAGAGAAGACAGUUCGUUACCGCGCGACUCAGCUCGUUGCUCACAUCAUCAACUCACUGGACUCUAUUGACGACGAAUACUUUCACCUCCUGAAGAUGGGACUUCUCAAACGCAUCAGGGACAAAGAGCCGAUGAUCCGUGUCCAGGCUGUCCUAGGCCUGGGCCGGCUAGCUGGCAAUGAGGACGAAGGGGACCAGGACAACGCCGACAGCGAUGACGACGAUGCAAGUGGAUUAUUGGAGAAAUUGCUCGAGGUCCUUCAAAACGAUCCUGGCGCAGAUGUCCGCCGUUCUCUGCUGCUCAACCUACCUUUGACACCAGGAACCUUGCCGUACCUCCUAGAGCGUGCUCGAGACCUCGAUCCAGCCACCCGUAGAGCAUUAUACUCUCGCUUGCUACCUGCUCUGGGGGACUUUCGUCAUCUAUCUUUGUCUAUGAGAGAGAAACUGCUCCGCUGGGGCUUGCGUGAUCGUGAUGAGAAUGUUCGUAAAGCUACUGCUAGACUUUUUCAUGAUCGUUGGAUCGAGGACUGUGCGGGUCCCCAGCUGGCUGGUGGAGGCGGUGCGGCCGAGGAAGCAGUGACACCAAGUAUUGAAUGUGUACUAGAGCUGCUCGAACGAAUUGACGUCCUCAACUCUGGAGUCGAAGAUGGCAUAGCCUUGGAAGCUAUGGAGAAGUUUUGGAGCGGGCGGCAUGACUACCAGGACAUCCUCAGCUUUCAAGAUCCAUUUUGGCAUCAUCUGAGCCCAGAAAGCGUUUUUCUGGCGAGGUCUUUCAAUGACUACUGUCACCAGCAGCCUGAUGGAAAAUAUGAAACCCUGAUUGAAGAAAAGAUGCCCGAAGUAACAAAACUUGCAUUCUUCCUCCAGAGAUACACAAACAACCUGGUCGAAUGCUUACGACGGAACCACGACAGAUACAAAGGUGACGAAGAGGAAGACACCGUCGAACAAGAGUUCAUCGUGGAACAGCUACUGCACAUCGCGAAGACUUUGGACUACAGCGACGAAGUCGGUAGAAGAAAAAUGUUUGCGCUUUUAAGGGAGACUUUAGCCAUCGCGGAAUUGCCAGACGAGAUCACUAAGCUCUCUGUUGAAGUUCUCCGCGAUGUUUGCGGAAUAGAAGCCGCAGGAGAAAGAGAUUUUUGUAGUGUCGUUCUUGAGGCGAUAGCAGAGGUCCACGACGCUAUCGCUGUUGCUGAACCACUGGCCGAUAAUGAGGACGAGAGCUUCCACUCAGCGCAUUCGGAGAUCAGUGACAGCACGCCGACCAAAGCUAAAGUAAGUCGGAGUGCUGAAGAAGACAAGGUCAAGGCCAUAAAAGAGAUUAUGAUCAACAUGAAGUGCUUGCACAUAGCGCAGUGUAUGUUGCAGAAUAUUGAGGGAACCUUACAGCAGAACGUACACUUAGUCACGAUGCUCAACAACCUUGUUGUACCAGCUGUUCGAAGCCAUGAGGCCCCAAUCAGAGAACGAGGGCUUCUUGGCUUGGGUCUUUGCUGUCUUCUGGACAAAACGCUUGCUGAUGAGAAUCUGAGCCUUUUCGUCCACUGCUUCACGAAAGGACACGAUGCGCUUCAAGUCACUGCAAUCCAUAUUCUCGCCGACAUCCUGACAACUCACCCGAGCCUCAUCUCGUCAGCAACCGCAGACGCCGCCUUACAAAAGUCGAUUCUUAGGAUCUUUGCUAAAGGCAUGAAAGCAGAGCAUACUCCCGAUGUACAAGCAGCCGCCACAAUCGCUCUUUGUAAAUUGAUGCUGACCUCAGUCAUACAAGACGAGGAUCUGCUUAAGCAGAUCGUCAUUUGUUACUUCGAUCCCGCAACAAAAGAUAAUGCUGGGGUAAGGCAAGCUCUGAGUUACUUCCUGCCGGUAUACUGCCACAGUCGCAGAGAGAAUAUGGAAAAGAUGGCAAAUAUUGCGGGCGGAGUCAUGCAUUCGCUGAUAGAUAUGAGUGAAGAGCUUGAAGAAGGAGAGGAAAUGGUCGGGGUGAGUACGGUUGGAAAUAUGCUUGUCGACUGGACGGAUGCGCGAAAAUUGGUGGUCCAGGAUGAAGCAUCUAUCAGCUGGGACGAGGCUGGGAAGAAAGAAGUCAAAGCUGUUAAUGGAAACAUUCAUCUUAAUCUGGCGGAGAGCCUUCUAGAACGGGCAAAAAACCAUGGGUGUUCAAAAGAAGACAAGAAAGCCCUCAUCGCCAUGCUCGGCAAGCUAUUCAUUACACCAAAUUCCAAGACCGAAAGGCUUCAAAGCACGAUUGAGCUUGUCGAAGAAGCUAUUGAGAAUAAGGUUGCUCAGGACGCGCCCUCUCGCAACGCCCUUCACAAAUUGCAUUCAGCCUUGAGCAAAGCUUUGGGAGAAACUGGGAAAGUUAAUCCAAUCUCAGAGGACACGCUGGCGCCUGCAGGGGGAGACGACGGUCUGACUAUGCUAGAAGGGCAAGUGGGGGAAGAAUCUGUAAUGGGUACCGAAAAGGAUAUUGGGAUUGAAGGUAUUGAGGAUGAAGGCGUUACGGUGGCACAGGACUCAUUGUUGGAAGAGCUUCUAGACGAUGAGGAUGAUGACUCGUGA